AUGGAAGUGAGCUGUUGUCUUGUUUUAAAGCCCACACCACCUGAGCCAGAGGCCACACCCCCAGUGAAGGCGGAGCCAGAGAGUGCCCCGCCCCCUGCUGAAGAACUGGAGGAGACUUGGGAAGAGAAAGAAGAUAAACUUGAUGCUGAAAACAUCAAACCAGAGAGUCCCACCCUGAGUUCACCCACCGAACAGAAAUACCAGUAUAAAGAAGAACAAUGGAAACCCCUGAACCCCGAGGAGAAGAAGAAAUACGACCGGGAGUUUCUGCUCGGCUUCCGGUUCAUCAACGCCAGCAUGCACAAACCUGAGGGUCUGCCGCAGAUCUCAGACGUGGUGCUGGAUAAGGCCAAUAAAGCUCCUCUGCGGCAGCUGGAUCUGAGUCGUUUGCCCGGAAUGAACUGUGGUCCGGAUUUCACACCUUCGUUUGCUAAUCUCGGCCGUCCGUCAGCCGGCGGGCGUGGCCCGCCGUCUGGUCUGAGUGGUCCUCGUCGUUCAGGUCAGGGUCAGCGCGGGAAAGAGCCGCGGAAGAUCAUCGCUAGUGUUUCCCUCACCGAAGACGUGCAGCUGAAUAAAGCAGAGAAGGCCUGGAAACCGAUGGGGAAGCGCAGCGGCCGCGCCGACGAGGAUGAGCCCGAGUUCCUGAAGACGCAGGAGCUGUUCAAACGCGUGCGGAGCGUGCUGAACAAACUGACGCCGCAGAUGUUCCAGCCGCUGAUGAAGCAGGUGACGGAGCUCACCAUCGACACCGAGGAGCGUCUGAAGGGAGUCAUCGACCUCAUCUUCGAGAAGGCCAUCUCUGAGCCCAACUUCUCUGUCGCCUACGCCAACAUGUGCCGCUGCCUGAUGGGGCUGAAAGUCCCCACCUCAGAUAAUCCUGGAGUGACGGUGAAUUUCAGGAAGCUGCUGCUGAAUCGUUGUCAGAAAGAGUUUGAGAAGGACAAAGAUGAUGAUGAAACGUUUGAGAAGAAACAGAAGGAGCUGGAUGCCGCCACAGUGGAAGAGGAGAAGCAGAGGUUGAAGGAGGACCUUGAGGACACCAAAGACAAAGCCCGGCGACGGUCGCUAGGCAACAUCAAGUUCAUCGGCGAGCUGUUCAAGCUGAAGAUGCUGACGGAGACCAUCAUGCACGACUGCAUCGUGAAGCUGCUGAAGAACCACGACUUGGAGAGUCUGGAGUGUCUCUGCCGCCUGCUCUCCACCAUCGGGAAAGACCUGGACUUCGAGAAGGCCAAGGUGACACUCGUGCAUUACACAACAUCUCAUGCAGCAACCAUAGCAGGAAGAGAGAGAGAGAUCUCCAAGAAGGGCAGUGCAGGAGGAGGAGGAGGAGGGGUGGGGCCCCGUGGAGGCCCCCACACAGCCGGUUCCCGUGGCAACCAGGCCCCUGACGACGGCUGGAACAUGGUGCCCAUUUCCACCAAGAACAGACCCAUCGACCCGACGCGUCUCAGCAAGAUCACCAAGCCGGGCGCUCUGGACUUCAGUAGUCAGCUUCUUGCCCCCGGAGGCAAAGGCUCGUGGGGCAGCUGGGGCAAAGGCAGCAGCGGGGGCUCCGGAGCCAAACCCGGCGACAGCACCCAGGAUUCUGGUCGUACCAGCACUUUGAACCGCUUUUCAGCACUUCAGCAGCCUUCCUCCUCUUCAUCUUCAUCAUCAUCCGCCAACAUCGACUCUGACAGGAGGGUUCCUCACAGGUCAGAGGGAUUUCCUGGGAUGGACCGGAACCGUCCCGCGGCCGGCAAGCGCAGCUUCAGCCGUGAACAGGAGGAGAGGAGUCGGGAUCGAGCGAUGGUGCGACGCGUCUCCAGCAUCACAGACGAGCGAGAACACGCAGUGAAGAGAGAAACUGUUCCCACUCCUCCACCUGCUUCCUCCAAACCGGCGCUGACGGAGGACGAGCUGGAGAAGAAAUCCACUGCCAUCAUCGAGGAGUAUCUGCACAUCAAUGACAUGAAGGAGGCGCUGCAGUGCGUCUGUGAGCUGAGAUGCUCGUCUCUGCUGUCUGUGUUCGUUCGGACGGGAAUCGAGUCGACGCUGGAGCGCAGCACCAUUGCUAGAGAACACAUGGGUUUACUGUUUCACCAGCUCGUCAAAACACAAACAAUGUCCACACAACAAUACUACAAAGGGCUGUUGGAGGUGCUGGAGGUUGCGGAGGACAUGGCGAUAGAUAUUCCUCACAUCUGGCUGUAUCUGGCUGAGCUCAUCAGUCCCAUGCUGCACGAGGGAGGGAUUCCCAUGGGGCCGCUCUUCAGGGAGGUGUCUAAACCGCUGGUGCCUCUUGGGAAGGCUGGAGUUCUGCUGGUGGAGAUCCUCAAGCUGCUCUGUAAAGCAAUGAGUCAUAAGAAGGUGGGAGCGAUGUGGAGAGAUGCGGCGCUGAGCUGGAAAGACUUCCUGCCCGAAGACGAGGACGCCAAUAAGUUUGUCACCGAAGAGGGAGUGGAGUUCACUCUGGGUGGGGAGUGUGUGAGGAAGAGCAGUAAAGUUACUCUGAGUCCAGAAGACAUUUCUAGAGAGCUGGAGCGACUCCUGCAGGAGAAAGCAGACAACCAGAGGAUCUUUGACUGGGUGGAGGCCAAUCUGGACGAGCAGCAAACAGCAUCGAACACGUUUGUCCGGCCGCUGAUGACUGCUGUCUGUCAGUCUGCCAUCAUCUGUGAGAAUCCAUAUAAAGUAGACACUAAAGAAAUGACGCAGAGGGCCAAGCUGCUGCAGCGCUACAUUAAAGAUGAGCAGAAGGAGCUGCAGGCGCUCUACGCCUUACAGAGUCUGAUGAUGCAGAUGGAGCAGCCGCCAAAUCUGCUGCGCAUGUUCUUCGACGUCUUGUAUGACGAGGACGUCAUCAAAGAGGAUGGCUUUUACCGGUGGGAGUCCAGCAAAGAUCCCGCCGAGCAGCAAGGCAAGGGCGUGGCCCUCAAAUCCGUCACCGCCUUCUUCACCUGGCUGCGCGAGGCCGAGGACGAAUCAGACAACAGCUAGAGCUUAGGCCACACCCACUGCAGAGAUGAUUGACAUGAUGAAGGGCAAGAAAAAACUAUAUUUUGAAAAAAAAAAGGAAGAAUGAGACAUUGGGUAGAUUUUCGACGCCUUUAUACUUUUUGUUUUGCCUUUCCGUUUGCGCAAAAAAAAAAAAAA
Messenger RNA from Sinocyclocheilus grahami, 3138 nucleotides. RefSeq names its product eukaryotic translation initiation factor 4 gamma 1-like. Gene Ontology annotation, cellular component: eukaryotic translation initiation factor 4F complex. Lineage: Eukaryota; Metazoa; Chordata; Actinopteri; Cypriniformes; Cyprinidae. The record is from RefSeq and is a predicted model, not a curated record. The transcript is spliced from 20 exons. Gene Ontology annotation, molecular function: protein binding; mRNA binding; translation initiation factor activity. The coding region runs from base 1 to 2982 and encodes 993 amino acids.